Symbiodinium sp. CCMP2592 is the source of this 1002-nucleotide messenger RNA. The record is from the annotation of a GenBank genome assembly. Lineage: Eukaryota; Dinophyceae; Suessiales; Symbiodiniaceae.
AUGGCGCAUGCGGCCCCUUCUGAACGGAAACCCUUCCUUACGCUUUUGCCGUGGCUCUGCCUGGCGAGGCUGGCGGCGACGACGCGCUCGCUCCACCAGAUCUCUGCAUCUGGGCCGUCUCCACCCUCUGCCUACCCCAUCAAGGUUUCAGACCUUGGGCUAGUACCGUACAACAUUCCGACGACUACCACGACGACCUCAGAUCCGGAAAUACGUGCCACCAUUCAGAAAAUGCGGCACGCUCUGCGACAUCCGAAGCAUUGCAACAGUGACAUCCUUGUUGCUGUCGAGGGCUGGAACCAGUAUGAUGAGUUUAUUCAAGCUUCUGCCAUCUUGUACGAGGACGAGAUGCAACUGCCUUCUGGGGCCUGGGUUUGGACAACGAAGGAUUUCAAAACUGGCACUGAGACCAACACCUACAUCGGCUGCAAUACCUUGAAAGGAACUCCAGUCCUAAUCAGGCAGUCGCCCGACAAGGAGGGUGCAGAGGACGGCAUUCUCGAGAUCAGGCAGGGCGGCGGGGCCGCAGAGAUGUGGCUCCACGAGGGGCAGGAGGAAGACGACGACAAGGAAGUGACGUUCGUGAACGAGGUCCUGCCGGAUCUUUUGCUUUCCACCGACCGGCUCUGGAACUGCACCAUCAUGAUCAAGGACGUAUGGGGAUUGCGGUUGUUUCCGAACAUCAGCUCCGAAGAGGCACCGUCCUGUACACAGACCGUGAUGCUCGAGGUGAAUGGAAAGAGCUACAGCCCCUCGUUCCGGAAGGCAUAUCCGGUCGUCCGGAAAGUGAGGAUUCCUCCUAGCAGGUAUGCUCGACUGGGGGGCUUUCGCAUAUAUUCCAAAGCCACCGAAGAGGGUGAGGAGAUGUACUGGCUCCGGUGUGACUACGCCACAGGCCGCCCACUGGUCUUGAAGCAGAAUGUGGAUGGCUCCACGGAGCAGCGCGGCUUCGAGCUGCCGCCGGCCCAGUCUGGUUUCAAGGAUUUGCUAUUUUGUGGGUAG